Molecule: messenger RNA, 3051 nt
Organism: Thecamonas trahens ATCC 50062
Lineage: Eukaryota; Apusomonadida; Apusomonadidae
Exons: 2
Coding region: 1-3051 (1016 amino acids)
Biological process (GO): regulation of Arp2/3 complex-mediated actin nucleation; cell migration
Cellular component (GO): plasma membrane; lamellipodium
Molecular function (GO): protein binding
Source: RefSeq, a predicted model, not a curated record
AUGGUGCUGGCCAUUGUGUGCAUGGCAACACUAGCAUGGGUGGUGGACGAGGCUGGCAACACCACCCUGUACAUCGGACUGAAGAAGUACCGUCGCGAGACACCGUCGGGCGAUAUCUCGGGCUCCCUGGAAGAGCUGAAGCAGACGUACCCGCUGGCGCGCAAGCUCGAGGAGGGCGGAGACAAUAUCCUCGGCACUGGCAUUGUGGCGAUCAUUCUCCUCUUUGCUGCCCUCAUCAUGAUCAUCAUCCACAUCACAGGCCGUCCACAGUAUCGCCUCCACUGGAUCGCCAUCAUCCUCCUCUUCUUUGCCGGCUUCCUCGCCAUGCUCGGCACCGUUCUCUACGCCAAGAAGCUCAACGUCGGCUACUCGUUCAUCCUCUUCACCUUCACCGGCCCGCUCAUCUUUGCCUCGGCCGUCUUUAUGCUCUACGCCAUCGUCUCCUCGCGCGGCCCGGCGUACGUCCCGCGCAAGGCCCCGCAGCAGGCCCCUGCCACCGGCUCGGUCUACAAUGAAGAGUUUACACAAGUCAAGGCAUUCUUUGAGUUGACGGAAGAGAACAUGACGUUCUGUGGAUGGGUGACCAAGACCAAGCGCAAGAAAAAGUCUGUCGACCACCGGCUGCUCACCAUCGGUCAGUACCGAGUCGCCACCUGGAAGGAGUCCAAGCUCGGCUCUGCACUCAAACUGGCUCGUGAGGGUCACCUGCUUGACCUUGCCUCGCUCGACUAUGUAGAGGCUGCAGAACAUGCUUCGGUCAACCUCAAGUUUCGUGAGUUUGAGUUCCCUUUCGUGGAGACCCUCUCCCGCGGGAGGCACAUUGUCUCGCUUAUCAAGAACUUCUACGUCCUCAUGUCGUGCAACGUGCCGCAGGAAACCUUUUUCGGUCUCUAUGUUAACGCUGCUCCAGACGCACCUGAGGAUCUUUCUCGCUUUCCGCCGCUGCCCAAGGGCAUUCCCUUUUCUGGCUUUGUCGAGGCGUAUGAGGCCCACUGCGUCCGCGCGGGCCUCCAGCUGGCAAACGUUGUUGUCUAUCGCGAGCUCCUUGACUACAUUGUCCAGCACGCUGGUGAUAGAUCCAUUGCGCUGGUCCCGUCGCUCCUCAACUCGUUCGAGUUUCUUGACGCCAAGGCCCGCCCGCUCUUCCUGCUCGAGCCCUUUGUCAACGCGCUCAAGUACAACGCCUACUUUGAGUCGGUCACUGUCUCGUCGGUCACCCGCCUCGACAUCUUUGACGUUCUCUCCCACGCUUUUACCGCCAACUCUACCAUCACCCGCCUUGAUCUCUCGGAGCUCUCGGCCAACUCGGGUUUUGGAGUCUUUGGCCGCGCCCUGCGCGACAACCCGGUGUGUGCCCUCACCGCCAUCGACCUCUCUUUCAACGCCAUCAAGGACAAGGGCAUUGCCGCCCUGGCACCAGGCCUCGCCACCCUCCAGCUCCGCGAGCUCAAUCUGGCGUACUGCCAGUUUGGCGCAAAGGGCAUGUCCGCGCUCGGCAAGGCCCUCGCGGCUGCGCCGCACGUCGCCACCUCGCUCGCCCAGCUCGACCUCUCUGGAAACAAGCUCGGCUCGUCGGGCACCAGCGCUCUUGCCAACUGGCUCGUCGACGCCCCAAUCACCACCCUCGCCUCGCUCAACGUCGCCGAGACCGCGCUCAAGGUCAAGAAGUUCUCGCCCAUCCUCUCGCCCGAGGCCACUCCGGGUCUGGUCAAGCUCAACCUCUCGAACAACACCUUUGUUGACCGCGACGUUGUCCACCUCUCAAACGCACUCAUGUCGUCUGCUGUUGUUGAGCUCGACCUCUCGGCUGCCAAAGUCUCCAUCGAGAGCCUCGCCGGCAUUGUUGGCUGCCUCGUCACCGACCGCACCCGCACCCGCUCGGUCCUGGAUCUCUCAUCCAUCCCGCUCAAGCCGGCCGGCGCUAUCCGCCUCGCCUCCUCGAUCUCGGUUGGGCUCAACCUCCGCUCGCUCUGUCUGGACGACGCCCAGCUCGGCUCCGAAGGCACCAUCGCCGUCCUCGAGGCCCUCAUCCAGUCGCCCAUGAUCGAAGCGCUUUCGCUCUCGCGCAACGUCCGCGCCAAAGACAAGGCGCUGCCGGACGUCGUCAACGCACUUGUCCGCCUCGUCUCGCUUCCCAACUCACCGUUGGUCUCGCUCGAGAUCCUCGGCAACUCCAAGUACGCGUUUGGCAGUUCGCUCGUCGAGUUCUUUGACGCGCUCGCCUCCAAUGCCGCGCUCAAGGAGCUCAACGUUGAGGGUAACGGCUUUCGCGAUGAGGGCGCCGAGGCGCUCGGCGCCGCCCUCGCCUCCAACGCCUCGCUCGAGACCAUCUUUAUCGACAACAACGCCAUGUCGCUUGCGGGCUUAGACGCCUUUGCCAACGGCGUCGCCUCCAAUUCGUCCAUCAUCAACCUGCCCAUUCCGGACGCAGAGUUCAAGCGCAUCGUGCUCGACAAUGCCGGUGAUACCGAGGCCUUUGAAAAGAUGCGCAACAUUAUCAAGACCCUCCGGUUUGCCGUCCGCUUCAACAAAACAGGUCGCGGUGCAGGAUGGGCGGCCCCGACGUCGCUCUUUGGCGACGACCCGAACCUCUCCGACGACGAGUGGCUCGCCCGCGACAAGCUCGAGCGCCGCGCCCGCCGCGCCGCCCGCCGCGCCGCAAAGGCCGAGGCCGAGCGUCGGACCAACGAGGUUGGCUCUGCCCAUCGUGCCUCGCUCAACAUGUCUCGUGCCAACAAGCGCGGCACCCUCUCUAUCUCCGACUUUCAGGUCGAGGACUUUAUGGAGCGCAUGGGCUCAGUGUCCAAGGCCGGUGGCGGAGCUGGGGCCGCCAAGGGUCGCGGCCUGCUUGCGACCGCCGCGCGCAACCGCGCCACCAACCAAGGUUCGGACGCCGUCGUCCGCAUCCGGCCCAUCCCGGCUCCGAGACCGACGUCGAUGGUGGGUGCCGGCGCCGGGCCGUCCGAAACCACAUUCCGGCUCGAUUACUCGUACGACUCGGACUCGGACUCGGGCUCGGACUCGGGCUCGGGCUCGAACGACUCGUCAUGA